GCCGUCCUGAGAAGCUAGAGAAGUGAAAGCUAACACGUGGAAAUAUUAAUUUGGGAUAUUUUGCUAUUUAUUCAGGGUAGUGUAGUGCCUUUUUGAACUGUGCCUUGACAGCGAAGACCCCGAAUCAUUAGCUGAGAAAAAUAUUUAUCGUUCAGCUGAGCUAGUUAGCUCGUUUAUCAGCUUCGUUAUGGCGGACAACGGAGACGACGAUAAUCAGUACAGAAUUAAAGAGGGUGACUACGUUGUGUUGAAACGAGGGGAAAUCUUCAAAGCUGUGCAGAUUCAGCCGAGGAAAAAGGUGAUUUUUGAGAAGCAGUGGAUCUUCCUCGAUAAUGCAGUGGGACAGCUGUACAGCACCACAUUUGAAAUUUUGUCUGGAGGAAAUCUAAAGCCACAUGAGCUCAAGGACACUGCAAGCCCCCUUGAUGCAGUGGAGGCAGGUACAGACAACAGAAACAUUGUUGACGAUGGCAAAUCACAGAAGCUGACCAGGGAUGACAUUGAGGCUCUUAAAGAGAAAGGUCUGAAGGGUCAGGACAUCAUUAAGAAGCUCGUAGAUAACCACGCCACUUUCGGAGAUAAGACUGAGUAUUCCCAGGUUAAAUACAUCAAGAAGAAGAAGAAAAAGUAUGAAAAUACAGUGAUGAUUCUAAAACCGUCCUGUCGCAUCCUGGCUAUGAUGUACCACGGCCGCGAACCAGGGAAGAUCUGCCACCUGCGGUAUGACACACUUGCCCAGAUGCUAACUCUGGCGAACAUCCACGCUGGCAGUAAGGUGUUGGUGUUUGAGACUUGUGCUGGGCUUGUACUGGGAUCCAUCAUGGAAAGAAUGGGAGGCUACGGAUCAGUGAUCCAAAUGUACCCAGGGGGUGGGCCAGUGCGGGCGGGAGUGGAGAAUUUUGGCUUUCCUGCGCAUUUUCACGACACGCUGCAUGAGUUUCCCAUCUGCCACGUCAACGCUCUCUUGGCAGGAACUCUGGACACCAGUGCCAAAGACCCCACUGCUGAGAAUACUCAUGAAAAGCAGUUGAACUUGGCUGCAGAGAAGGAGCAAAACCAGCCUGAGGCAGAAGAGCAAGGCAGUCCAGAGGAGGAGAGCAUGGUGACCAACACUGGUGAUGAUGCUGGUCAGGACGUGGAGAAAACGGAGAAGGAUAAACUCAAAGAAGCUAAGGUGUGUCCAGCGCUGGUUAUAGCGAGCCGGUUUCACCCCUGUCCCGUCCUUUUGGGCCUGCUCAAGUUCCUCUCACCCUCCAGGCCUUUUGUAGUUUAUUCCCAGUACAUAGAGCCUCUCAUAGAGUGCUUCAAGAAACUCAAGGAAUGUGGCGGCACAGUCAACCUCAGACUCACAGACACCUGGCUGAGACAUUACCAGGUGUUGCCUGACAGGACACAUCCUCUGCUACUAAUGAGCGGGGGCGGGGGCUACCUCCUCUCAGGGACGACCGUUGCCACGGACCACUCGAAACCUGCAGGCUCUAAGCAAGCUGAAGAACCAGCGCCAAAGAGACAGAAACUGGAAGACACGGAGGGAUAAACAAAUACAGAAGCAUCAAAUCGUUUUAAGGGCACAUUCCCAGAGGCCUGUAGGGAUUUUUUUUUUCCUCCUGUGCUGUUGAACUGAUUUGACACCAUCAGUAGUAAGGGGAGACCGAGUGUCUGGUUUGUAUUCAUCAGAACACUUUUUCCUGCCGGGUGUGCUCACAUCAGUGGAGAUGAGAAGUAAAUUGUUAGCCAGUUAAUAGUUUGUGUGUCGAGAGUAACAGCUUUGGUUUUUGUCCUGAGACAAGUAAAAGGUUUUUUUAUGCUUUCCAGAUUCUACGUUAUAACUUUUAUUUUAUGUUGUUAUUCUUGCAGAAAGUGCCAUUUGUUUUAUGGAACAGUUGCUGAUGCAGCUUUACUGCGGGCUACAUUUCUACCUGCACAUUAUUAAAAAGCAGUACUAAAAGAACCAAAUGUGUGACCACUUUUGUUUUUCUUCAAGAAAUAAAGGAGAGAUGAUGGUUUGGUCCCAGAAUAACUGUUUAUUGAGUGCAGUCAGAACAAACUCUGCAGAACACAUUUAAGUAAUUAUGAUCUCAUAUAUUUAUAUAUUGUUUUUACAUUUCUCUGAAUAUAAACAUCCAAGCCAUUCCCAUGCUGUUUGAUUUGAUAACAUCAAAAUAUCACAAAAACGAAAAGUCAGCUAAAAUGCUUUGGCAAGGCUCCAGGGUUUGUUUGUUUUUUCUUCAUUUUAACACUGCAAGCACACUAAACUGGCAGACAUACAGUAAAAUUGCAAUUUUUUUUUCAGUUAUGCAGUGUUUUCAUGCAACUUGGCUGCAAUUUUCUGCAACUCCAUAUCCAUCGCUGCCAGGUUCUGUAGCUCUUUCUCCUGAAAAACACAGAUUAACACAUUACCAACAUUUCCUGCUGCAACAGCUUCACAUUUGGAAUAGAAAUCGGGACUAAAGGAUCAUACAUUUUCUUCUGUUUCCCAUGCCACCUCAUGCCUGCUUCAAAUAAAAUAUUGUAAUUGGUCAUUUAGGUUAAAUAGUCCCUUGUCAUGCUUGUAGUUGCAUUGCUGAAGAACUAAUAAAUCAUUAUGCCAU
Neolamprologus brichardi is the source of this 2591-nucleotide messenger RNA. NCBI's taxonomy places the organism in Eukaryota, Metazoa, Chordata, Actinopteri, Cichliformes, Cichlidae. The record is from RefSeq and is a predicted model, not a curated record.